CCCAGGCGGACUGCCUAGGGCGCACGACCGGACCUAGGCGCAGGGACUUUUGCACAGUGCUUCUGUGGACAACCGCCAGGACACAGCAGCGACAUCUCCGCGGCGGGCGGCAGACAGCCCAUGGAGCCCGGGCUGCUGCGGCCAGCGCCGGUGAGCGAGGUCAUUGUCCUUCACUACAACUACACCGGCAAGCUCCGCGGGGCGCGCUACCAACCCGGCGCCGGCCUGCGGGCGGACGCCGUAGUGUGCUUGGCUGUGUGCGCCUUCAUUGUGCUGGAGAACCUGGCUGUGCUCUUGGUGCUGGUCCGCCACUCUCGCUUCCAUGCGCCUAUGUUCCUGCUCCUGGGUAGCCUCACCUUGUCGGACCUGCUCGCCGGGGCCGCCUAUGCCACCAACAUCCUGCUAUCCGGGCCGCUCACGCUGCGCCUGUCUCCUGCGCUCUGGUUUGCGCGCGAGGGGGGCGUCUUCGUGGCGCUCUCCGCGUCCGUGCUGAGCCUCCUGGCCAUUGCUCUAGAGCGCCACCUUACCAUGGCCCGUCGGGGACCCGCGCCCGCCGCCAGUCGCACUCGCACGCUAGCGAUGGCGGUGGCCGCCUGGGGUGUGUCGCUGCUGCUCGGGCUGCUGCCGGCGCUGGGCUGGAACUGUUUGGGACGCCUGGAAGCCUGCUCCACCGUGCUGCCGCUCUACGCCAAGGCCUAUGUGCUCUUCUGCGUGAUGGCCUUCCUGGGCAUCCUGGCUGCCAUCUGUGCGCUCUAUGCAAGGAUUUACUGUCAGGUACGGGCCAACGCGCGUCGCCUGCGGGCAGGACCUGGGUCCCGCAGAGCCACCUCGUCCUCGCGAUCCCGGCACACUCCGCGGUCUCUGGCCCUGCUCCGCACGCUUAGCGUGGUGCUCCUGGCCUUCGUGGCCUGCUGGGGACCCCUGUUUCUCUUGCUAUUACUGGAUGUCGCGUGCCCGGCCCGCGCGUGUCCCGUACUCCUGCAGGCGGAUCCUUUCCUGGGUCUAGCCAUGGCUAACUCGCUGCUGAAUCCCAUCAUCUACACUUUCACCAACCGAGACCUGCGCCACGCGCUCCUGCGGCUGCUCUGCUGUGGCCGCGGACCCUGCAACCAAGACUCCUCCAACAGCUUGCAGCGAUCCCCCAGUGCUGUUGGGCCUUCCGGUGGUAGCCUGAGACGCUGCCUGCCACCAACCCUGGAUCGCAGCUCUAGUCCAUCAGAACACUCGUCUCCCCAACGGGACGGGGUGGACACCAGCUGCUCCACCUGCAGUCCCGGAGCAGCAACCGCCAACCGGACCCUGGUCUCUGCUGCUACAGACUGACGCUUCCCAAUCCACUGUCGCCCUUUGCAAGAGCAGACUGACUUGCCAAAUAGGCGCAUCAUCUGUAGGAAAUAGCCAAUGGAUUGACCACCCCAUAACGGGAACAGAUAAAACUGCACGCCGGCUCUGAGAUGGACAAUAAGGAAAAGAAGAAAGUGAUGGGAAGGCAUCCAGGUAGUGAUGUAAUCUGAGCUGGGAAGCCCUCAAGGAGAGCCACUCAGUGUGGCGGCAGCAGAAACUGAGGAGCAGCAGAGCUGGGUGACAGGAGAUGAAAGGGCAGGUUGUAGGGAAAUCUUGUUGGUUCUGAGAAGUGGGAACCAUAGAGAAUUCUAAACAAAGCGGGGACUCUCCUGGAUUCAGACCUCCACAGGUGCCCUGUGACUACCGGAGUUCACGGAGGACGGCUGGAAGACGAAGGGAUAAAGGGAAGGCUGCAAGUAUGCUCAGGACCAGGUGAAGUCUAGAUAGAGUGUGCUAAGGGCUGGCAGGACAGUGGCUGGAGUGAGACAGAGCUGUGGAGAAAGGCUAGGUAAGCCCAGGUCCAAAACUUUGGCUCUGGAGACUUAGCCAGAUACCAGCUGCCAAACUUCCAGUGUGGACAGGUUCUUCAUGCAGAUUACAACCACAAUAAAAAAACAAUUCAAGGAGCUGUCCUUAACUGUGAUCUUUCAAAAUCUAUUUGUUUCUAUCCAUCCAUCUAUUUAUUUUCCCCAGAAAGCUGUAACUGUCGUCAUCUUUUAAAGUGUCUAUUUAUUGGGGUUGGAGACCUAAGAACACAUGUUGCUCUUGCAGGGGACCUGUGUUCCAUUCCUAGCACCCAAGUGGUGAUUAUCAACCAUUGGCAACGUCAGUUCCAAGGUAUCUGACGCCCUCAUCUGACCUUGGAGGGUACCAGGCGUGCGCUCAGUACACAGAAUGAAUGCAGGCAGAACACUCAUACACAUAAGCUAAAUAAAUCUUUUAAAAACGUU
Grammomys surdaster is the source of this 2294-nucleotide messenger RNA. RefSeq names its product sphingosine-1-phosphate receptor 5 (gene S1pr5). Gene Ontology annotation, biological process: G protein-coupled receptor signaling pathway. Gene Ontology annotation, cellular component: membrane. Gene Ontology annotation, molecular function: sphingosine-1-phosphate receptor activity. Bases 121 to 1323 code for a protein of 400 amino acids. NCBI's taxonomy places the organism in Eukaryota, Metazoa, Chordata, Mammalia, Rodentia, Muridae. The transcript is spliced from 2 exons. The record is from RefSeq and is a predicted model, not a curated record.